CAAAUCUUUAUUUUAGUAAUAAUACGACAGUUCCGCAACAAUUUGAUUGAUAAAUUUUACAUUUUGUAAUAAAAAAGGAAAUAAUGGAAAAUAAAAACGAUGGUACAAAUACUGUUGAAACAGCUUCGUAUGUUACUCCAGAAAAGAAGGUUAAAUCAAUGGCCGAUAUGAAUAAAUGGCAAAAAUCUGAAGCUUAUUAUGAUCUUAUUGGUUUUAUCAAUGGUAUAAGUGUUGUUAUACAAGGAAAAAGAAAUUCAUACGAUUGUUACGUUUCUGAAACAAUGAAUAAGCUUUUAGAAAUUUUCGAUAAAUUAAACAAACUUGUUGAUGAUACACCACCGAUUGAUCAACCUCAAAGGUUUGGGAAUCAAGCGUUUCGCAUUUGGUUUGAAAAACUCAGUUCUAUGACGCCAAAUCUUCUAGUGGAUGCGAUUCCCGAAAAAUAUCAUUCAGCUAUUACGGAAUUUUCUGUGUAUUUUGUAGAUUCCUUUGGAAAUCAAACACGAAUUGAUUAUGGAACUGGUCACGAAUUAAAUUUUAUUAUGCUUUUAUGCAGUUUUUUUAAAGUUGGAGUCUUACAAGAAAAGGACAAUAUAGCUGUAGCUUUAAAACUUUUUAAUUCUUAUCUGACAUUUGUAAGACGAUUGCAAAAAACAUAUAGAAUGGAACCUGCUGGAAGUCAAGGUGUAUGGAGUUUAGAUGAUUAUCAAUUUGUACCAUUCAUUUGGGGAAGCGCUCAAUUAUCAAUUAAUAGUCCAUUUGACCCAUCUAAAUUUCUGGAUGCAGAUGUGAUUAAUAACUACAAAAAUGAAUACAUAUAUAUUGGAUGCAUAGAUUAUAUUUGUCAGGUUAAAACUGGUCAUUUUGCUGAACAUUCUAAUCAGUUAUGGAGUAUUAGUGCUGUACCAUCUUGGUCAAAAAUUAGUUCUGGACUCGUAAAAAUGUAUCAAAAAGAGAUCCUUGCUAAAUUUCCGGUAAUACAACAUGUAUUUUUUGGUACUAUUAUGUCAUUUAACACUGUCAAACCUGGCACAACCUUAUAUAUAGCCAGAUUAGGUGUUCCCGAAUCAAAUAGCUCAAAAUUACCAACUAUGUUAUCAAGUGCAGUUUCAGAAUCGAGUACGAAAUAAUUUUAAUGAUUUUAAUUUCAGUUGAACAUUUUUUAAUUAGUUUUUGUAUUAUUUAAUUUAUUUGGAUGUAACUAAAAUUGCAAAAAAAAUAAAAACAUCAUAACUUA
Condylostylus longicornis is the source of this 1237-nucleotide messenger RNA. RefSeq names its product serine/threonine-protein phosphatase 2A activator-like. NCBI's taxonomy places the organism in Eukaryota, Metazoa, Arthropoda, Insecta, Diptera, Dolichopodidae. The transcript is spliced from 5 exons. Bases 84 to 1130 code for a protein of 348 amino acids. Gene Ontology annotation, cellular component: nucleus; cytoplasm; protein phosphatase type 2A complex. Gene Ontology annotation, molecular function: peptidyl-prolyl cis-trans isomerase activity; protein tyrosine phosphatase activator activity. The record is from RefSeq and is a predicted model, not a curated record. Gene Ontology annotation, biological process: mitotic spindle organization.